GCUACGACCGUUUACAAUGCCGUAUGUUGUUUGGACUUUCUAGUUGAGUUUGUGUCUAUACCGCUGUCUUACUUAUACGCACUCACUUGCAACCCAAAAGGUGAAGAUUGUGAAUAUGUCGUCCAGUCCAGCAAAUCUCGAAGAUUUUGUGAGGGCAGCUGGUGACGGCAAGCUACUACAGAUGAUGAAGGCUCUUCGCCACCUGAACGAUCUGAACCAGCAGGACUCCAACGGAGACGUAGCACUUUGCCAAGCUUCUAAAGGUGGACAUCACGAUAUCUGCUUUAAGCUGGUGAUGGAGUACAAAGUAAAUGUCAACGCCAGAGACUCGCAGGGAAAACUUCCUAUCCAUCACGCUGCAGGGGGUGGACACGACAAGGUCGUAGAGCUGUUCGUUUACAAUGGAGCCACCGUUGACGUCAUAGACGACGAAGGAUGGAGUCCUCUACACCACGCGGCUCAAAGCGGAAGUCUGAACUCUGUUCGAGCACUUCUUAGGAAAGGAGUACCAUUGAAUGCGCAAACUCCAAACGGAGAUACGGUAACACACUUAGCAGUGCUAUCAAGCAAAUUCUCGCUUGACGUACUCAAAGAACUGAGUGGGUGGCCGGGAGUGAAAUUGCAUCUCAAGAACAAAGAAGGCGAGUCUGCACUAGAUGUGGCCAAGAGGAGUGGAAACAGGCAAGCUGUCCAACAUCUUGAUACCUCAAGCUUGUGCGAAACACGAACUUGGAGCAGUAGGCAAGGAAGUACUCGAAGUUCAGUGGAGUCACCUACGAUACCUGUUACUACGGGAAGCCGUUCUACAGUACGUAGGCCCGCAACAAAACUCUCGCCAGCCUCUAGGAGUGCAAAUCCAGAGUGCAGAAACACUGUUGGCAGAGCUUGUCUAUUGUCACCUGGCUCGUCAGAUAUAAUAUCUGACAAAACAAGCAGUCCAAACCGGCAAAGCACGAAUCUUCCUAGUAGUCCAUCUCAAUUAGAACCGCCAGAGAUUCAGAACAUACAACGUACCAACAUAGCUGUGAAAACAGCAAGGCGUAUCGAUACUCCGAGAAACCGGGAGCGAGGCGAAACAAACAGGGUUGAGGUUGAUGAGAUCCAAAUCACAGACACGAGACAACCAAAUCAACAGUUGGGGCACGCACCACUGAACGAGAACCCAGCAAUUAUAUUUACAGAGCAACAACCAGUGAAUCUUUCCGAUGUGCAAAGCGUAAGACGAGAUCCCGAGACUGAAAUGGUUGAUAAUUUAGACUCUAGUGAUGUCACUGUACCAACAGGUCAGCAGUUAUCAAUUGAUACUCCGCAGCAGCUAACACAAGCAAGUAGUAACCAGAGAGAUGUUGUUCAGAAAUUUGAUACACUUGAACAGAACAUACGAUCACGAAUGGGUUGCAUGGAAACUACGAUAGAGCAGCAACGUCAAGAAAUCGCGCGGCAAGGACAGCUAUUCGAGUCAUAUCAAAGGGGUGUAGGUCACAAAGCACAAGAAGUAAUGGAGGGUCUUUUUCAGACAAUAGCUUCACACUUCAACAAACAAAUUGAAGAUUGGUCGGAGUACGCAAACAGUACGAACCAGAGAUACGAAGAGGAGCUGAAACAACUUCGUGAUCGAUUAGAAAAGACAAAUGAAGAGUUACACGCUCAGUUGGAAUCACAACGAAAUGAUUACCGCCUUUUGGAACAAAGCACUAAUGAGACCGAAAGACAGCUGCUUAGUUUCCAAAACCCUCUUAAAAUCAAACCUGACACAAUCAAACCUACAACAGAACAUCUUGGAACUGGAUCAUAUGGAGGUGUCAACGUUGUACAAUGGAAUGGUGUGCCAGUUGCAGCAAAAGCUGUUCACAAGAUCAUAGUUAACCCGCGUAUCAGAGGUCUCGUUCAACAAGAAAUCGAUAGCUGUUGUCGCAUUCGUCAUCCAAACAUUGUAACAGUGUUUGGGGCCAUCACAGACGACGAUAAGCCACCUCAACUGCUCAUGGAAAUAAUGGAAGGAUCUGUAAGCGACGUGAUACAGGCAGCUAGAGCAAACUACCUUACAAUGCGAGAGCAGGUAGACAUCAUGCGAGACUGCGCUGCGGGUAUCAACUACAUGCACUCGUUAACACCACCUCUUCUUCACGGUGAUAUUCGAUCAGAAAACGUACUCGUCACACCAAACAUGACAGCCAAGCUGGGAGAUCUCGGGGCUGCUCACAUUGAAAAUGCUUCCAAGUCUGCCGGACCUCUCAGCUUGAAUUAUCUUGCUCCAGAGAGAAAGCCCGAUGUAGUAAGAGGCACCGCAAUUCACAACACUCCGGCGGCAGACAUGUUUACUUUUGGACUUCUGAAUAUUGAAAUAAUAACUGGUAGUGUACCUGCAUGGAACGAGCGAUCGAAAGCUGUAAGGGGCAUUAGACAGGAUAGGCUGCGGGCGAUGUGUCAACAGAUGAUCGAAGAACGACCACACACUCGUCCAGAUUGCACAAAUAUUUUACAGUUUCUACUCGAGAUGACGCAAACUACCCAAUGCACUGAAUGCGAACCAAAGAGAAGAGUACAAAGAAAGCGUGAGAAAGGAGUAGAUUUGCUGCACUGAGCAGCACUAAUAUGACCAAACAUAUAUGGCUUACGUAUGCGUAAUUACAAUUGUCGAUCCUUUGUAGUUGUGCUGUAUCGAUCAUACUGCAUACAUAUUAUAGGUGUUCACUUUGCAAUUGCCAACUUUGGAGGAUAAGUAUUAAUUAAAAUGUGAUAUUUUGAAACACUUCUUAUUGCUUGCUGGUCUGCAAUAAUUGCAUGACGUACUUCCAACGUCUUGAAGCUAGCUUCACUUAUCUACCUUCGAUAAACGGAAAUAGUUUACAUAUAUAUGUGUAUUGAGAAAGUUUCUAACAUGUCCGGGAUUUC
Messenger RNA from Corticium candelabrum, 2895 nucleotides. RefSeq lists its product as uncharacterized. The coding region runs from base 116 to 2584 and encodes 822 amino acids. Gene Ontology annotation, cellular component: nucleus. Gene Ontology annotation, biological process: protein phosphorylation. NCBI's taxonomy places the organism in Eukaryota, Metazoa, Porifera, Homoscleromorpha, Homosclerophorida, Plakinidae. The transcript has 4 exons. Gene Ontology annotation, molecular function: protein binding; protein kinase activity; ATP binding. The record is from RefSeq and is a predicted model, not a curated record.